Molecule: messenger RNA, 2307 nt
Organism: Penicillium cataractarum
Lineage: Eukaryota; Fungi; Ascomycota; Eurotiomycetes; Eurotiales; Aspergillaceae
Product: 5-methyltetrahydropteroyltriglutamate--homocysteine S-methyltransferase
Exons: 4
Coding region: 1-2307 (768 amino acids)
Molecular function (GO): 5-methyltetrahydropteroyltriglutamate-homocysteine S-methyltransferase activity; zinc ion binding
Source: RefSeq, a predicted model, not a curated record
AUGGUUCAAUCCGCCGUUCUCGGUUUCCCCCGUAUGGGUCGGGUCCGUGACCUGAAGAAGGCCACUGAGGCCUACUGGGGUGGCAAGUCCACUCGUGAUGAGCUCCUCGCUGAGGGCAAGCGUCUCCGUGCUGAGCACUGGGCUCUGAUCAAGAAGGCUGGUGUCGACUCUAUCCCCAGCAACGACUUUGCCUUCUACGACCAGGUUCUCGACCACAUCCAGCUCUUCGGCGUUGUCCCUGAGCGUUACUCCAAGUACAAGCUCCACCCCCUCGACGAGUACUUCGCCAUGGGUCGUGGUCUCCAGAAGGAGGGCGUUGAUGUCCCCGCCCUGGAGAUGGUCAAGUGGUUCGACUCCAACUACCACUACGUCAAGCCUACCCUGCAGGACAACCAGGUCUUCACCCUCGCUGCUGAGCCCAAGCCCGUCGCCGAUUUCCUUGAGGCCAAGGCUCAGGGUAUCAUCACCCGCCCCGUCAUUCUGGGUCCCGUCUCCUUCCUCACUCUCGGAAAGGCCGACCGUGGCCAGUCCGUCGACCCCAUUGACAAGCUGAACGACCUCCUGCCCCUCUACGUUGACCUUCUCGCCCAGCUGAAGGCUGCCGGUGCCGAGGAUGUCCAGAUUGAUGAGCCCGUCCUCGUCUUCGACCUGGCCCCCAAGUCCAAGGCUGCCUUCAAGCCCGCCUAUGAGGUCCUCGGCAACCUGGGUGACAAGGCUCCCCGUCUGACCCUUACCACCUACUUCGGUGACAUUGUCCACAACAUCGAUGUUCUCUCUUCCCUCCAGAACCUGCACGCCAUCCACGUCGACCUUGUCCGCAACCCCGAGCAGCUCGACGCCGUCGUUGCUGCCCUUGGCCCCAAGCAGACCCUGUCCGCCGGUGUUGUCGACGGUCGUAACAUCUGGAAGACCAACUUCAAGAACGCUAUUGAGAAGGUCGAGGCCGCCAUCCAGAAGCUCGGCCAGGACCGCGUUGUCGUUGCCACCUCCAGCUCCCUCCUCCACACUCCCCACACUCUCGAGUCCGAGAAGAAGCUCGACCCUGAGAUCCGUGACUGGUUCAGCUUCGCUGUUGAGAAGCUGACUGAGGUUGCUGUCAUUGCCAAGGCCGUCACCCAGGGCCCCGCCUCCGUCAGCGCUGAGCUCGAGGCCAACGCUAAGUCCAUGCACUCCCGUGCCACCUCUUCCCGCACCAACGACCCCGCUGUCAAGGCUCGCCAGGCUGCCGUCACCCCCGAGAUGCACAACCGCAACUCUCCCUUCGCCACCCGUAUUGCCGAGCAGAACAAGACCAUCAAGCUCCCCCUCUUCCCCACCACCACCAUCGGUUCCUUCCCCCAGACCCAGAACAUCCGUGUUACCCGUAACAAGUUCACCAAGGGUGAGAUCACCGCUGAGGAGUACGAGAAGUUCAUCGAGCAGGAGAUCCGUGACGUCGUCAAGUUGCAGGAGGACCUUGACCUUGACGUUCUCGUCCACGGUGAGCCCGAGCGUAACGACAUGGUUCAGUACUUCGGUGAGCGCCUCAACGGCUAUGCCUUCACCACCAUGGCCUGGGUCCAGUCCUACGGUUCCCGCUGCGUCCGCCCUCCCAUCGUUGUCGGUGACAUCUCUCGUCCCGCUCCUAUGACCGUUAAGGAGUCCAAGUUCGCUGUCUCCAUCUCCUCCAAGCCCAUGAAGGGCAUGCUCACUGGUCCCAUCACCUGCCUGCGGUGGUCCUUCCCCCGUGAUGACGUUCACCAGUCCGUCCAGGCUCAGCAGCUCGCUCUCGCUCUCCGUGACGAGGUUGCUGACCUCGAGGCUGCCGGUGUUGCCGUCAUCCAGGUCGACGAGCCCGCCCUCCGUGAGGGUCUGCCCCUCCGCAAGGGCGUUGAGCGCGAUGCCUACGUGAAGUGGGCCGUCGAUGCCUUCAAGCUCUCCACUGCUGUUGCCCGCGAUGAGACUCAGAUCCACUCUCACUUCUGCUACUCUGAGUUCCAGGACUUCUUCCACGCCAUUGCUGCCCUUGACACCGAUGUCCUCUCCAUCGAGAACAGCAAGUCUGAUGCCAAGCUCCUCAAGGUCUUCAUCGACGAGAAGUUCGGUGCUCAGAUCGGACCCGGUGUCUUCGAUAUCCACUCUCCCCGUGUCCCCAGCGAGCAGGAGAUGAAGGACCGCAUCGAGGAGAUGCUCCAGUUCCUCCGCCCCGAGCAGCUUUGGAUUAACCCGGACUGUGGCCUCAAGACUCGAAAGGAAAACGAGGCUUUCGGUCAGCUGAAGUCUAUGGUUGCCGCCGCCAAGUUCUACCGUGCGAAGUUCGCCCAGUAA